AUCCAAACCCUGUUCAAUGCCAGAGAUGCCCAACGCUAUAUAGUUGCAAAAACGGCAUCGGAUGGAAGCUUUGACGAGAAACGGUCUCCCUCUCCCCCUAUCAUCUCUGCGUCUGUUAGUUCCUCCACUGCGGCUGGUGUCUGCAGCUCUAUGGCAAGUUGUUCAGCAGAGAGACGUAAUGGACUACGGGUUGGUGGAGGAGUUUGUCACCACUGUGUUGGAGAUAGUUCCUGAUAUGAUGAGUUACAGGGAGAGAGUCCAACUCAUCAUGGGGCUGCGAGCACAGCUGGUUCUGGAGUUGUGUCGCUCUGAUCACCUAGCCAACCCUGAGACCAUCCAGCCACACCUGAACAGGAUGAACACCUGUAUCAUCACUCAUAGUGACAAGGAGAUUUCUGAUCCAGAGGUGGAAGCGUCAGAAUCAAACUUCCUGAAGCUGAUUCAAACUCUGCUGGAAGACCCAGUUGAGAAGGAACACUUCUUUCAGAGUGUGUUUCCAGAGGAAUUUGGCCCCAAGUAUGACUCAGCACUGCAGACUCUGGUGUGGGAGUUCCUCUCCAGGCUGGAGAAGCUGCUUCCAGCACCAACCCUUCAACAGACUGCAUCUUGGUUCCUACCUGAUCCCUCUGUCUUGGAGGAGUGUGUGGAGUGUGUAUCCCACCCUCAGCCUUUGAAGACCCUUCUCCAGCACCACAACAACACAUGUGGACAUGUAGACACCAAUGGUCUGUUUUCUGGCGACAAUCAAAUCCCAAUCAAAGCUGACCCAGAGGUCCAAUCAGAACCUGUGCAGCAAUGUAUGCGCCAUGUCUCAUCUGACAAUGAGUCAGAGAUGACCCCUUUGUUGGAACUGGGGAUUGAUUCAGACCAAACUGUAUAUAAAGAGGUGGAGCCUGUGCACAAAGAGGUGGAGCCUGUGCACAAAGAGGUGGAGCCUGUGCACAAAGAGGUGGAGCCUGUGCACAAAGAGGUGGAGUCUGCUUCUUUAGAGGUAGGGCAUAUAUACAAUGAAACUACAGAAAAAAACAUUAAACACAACACACCAGGUAAAGAGCUAGCAAAAGACAUUAAAAAUGAUACAUAUUAUCACCACCUUAACACUGACAGUGGGCUGAAAAUCCAAGGAAAAGCCCACAGCAGCCAACAGGAAGUGCAGGACAUUUCUUGUUUGUCUACUUCCUGUUGGCUCCAUCAGCCAACAGUGCUGCUGCACAGACUUGACAUUACUGAUAUGCUGUUACCUGUGUUCGAGGUCUCUUCAACACCGAGGAGAGAGAGGCUUCAGAUUGGCAAAGUGGGAUCCCAAGGACAGAGAAGAGGACAGGUCAUAUCACGAAAGAGUGAGAGGAAUAUCAAUGAAGAGCCCUCUGAUGGUCAACCUCAGUAUUCUCUGGCCCCUGACCCAUCCCCUACCUCAGGGCAGCCUAAAAGAAGCAAGCGUGUCAAAAUAUGCUCCUUGUGUAGAAAGACUUUCAACGAAGCAAAGGAUUUGACGGCACACAUGAGAUCUCACAAUGAGCAGAGCCCUUACAAGUUCACCCAGUGUGGACAAGACUUUGAACACCAUGAUGACUUACAGAAACAUCAGCAGAAUGUGUGUGAGGAGGCAGCUCAAACAGAAGAGGACAACAUGUCUACGACAUCCAUGGAGGAUCAGACGGAGCUAGCAUGCACAGAGCUAUCAGAGUCGUCCAAAGCUAGGACAUGUCGCGUGUGUCAUAAAACUGUCUAUAGUAGAAAUUAUUUGAGAAAGCACCUGAAAUCCCAACAUGGUCAACUCCUGAAGAAACACAAAACGUUUUUCUGUUGCUCUUUGUGUAAUAAGACCUUUGGAUGCAGAAAUUAUUUGAGAAAGCACCUGGAAUCCAAACACGGUCAACUCCUGAAGAUGCAUAAGAAAAACAAAAAUAUGAUCUGUUGCACUAUGUGUAAUAAGUCCUUUGAUCUUUCUGAGCCAAACAAGUGUGAGGUGAACCAACAGCAACUCCCCAGGAAGGCACAACCAGAGGCCAACACACUUACAGCUGCAGUGAUACCGCAGCCCUCUAGCACUACAUCCCAGAACCCAACAACCUCCAAUGCUCUGCCCAUUCAGGCACAGUUCUACAAUGACUACAGAACAUGUCUUUUGUGCAGUGAAACUUUCGAUACUGCAGAGACCAUGAGAAAGCACCUAAGAUUUCAACACAAUAUACUGUCUUACUUGUGCCACGAUUGUGGGGAAAGUUUCCCAAGCAAAUUAGAUCUUCAGAAACACUCAAAGAAUUGUUUGAGUAUUCCAGAUUCAAGAAAAUGUCAUGAGUGCAGGAAAAUUACUCCCCAAACAACGCAACCGCAGGCAAAAAUUUGUCUGGAGAUGAACCAAAGACAACAGCAACUACCUGCAGCGGGAAAUGAGAUGGAGAUCCCUCAGUCUCUGGUUCCAAGGGAGAAUGGGACAGAUAUUCCCCAGAGCCAUAGCACUUCACCCCAGAACCCAACAACCUCCGAUGCUCCCCCCACUCAGACGCAGCCACCUGGCAUCUCCCCCCCAGCCUCGCUAAAAUCUAGAACAUGCCCUUUGUGCUCAAAAUGUUUUGCUUAUAAAAAGACCAUGAUGCAGCAUCUGAGACGUCAUUCACAGGGUCAGGGACCCUUCAUGUGCACCAUAUGUUCAAAGAGCUUUGGUACCGCCAGUGAUUUGAAGAGACAUCAGGGAAUUAAGAGCGGUUGUGGGCCAAAUCAUCGUAAUCUCGUCGUACCUGAGAAUGCUCCCACAGAACAAAAAACUGUCUUCUCCUGCCCCCAUUGUCAGGGACAGUACACGAGUGAAAAAAAAAUGAAAGCACACAUGGUAUGUCACACAGGAGAGGGGUUCACCUGUAGGUUUUGUGGCAAGAUAUUUGCUGAAGAUAAGAAAUUACGCAAUCAUGUUCGUUCUCAUAUUGACAGACGACAUCUAUGUGACACAUGUGGUAAAGAUUUUACAUCUCUGUCUAACUUGAAAAAACACACACUUGUACACACAGGAGAACAGCCGUACAUUUGCACAGACUGUGGCAAAAGUUUUAGUCUGAAGGGUAACCUGAAAGUCCAUCAACAGAGUCAUACAGGAGAGCGGCCAUUUGCAUGCACAAUGUGUAAAAUACGCUGUUUCACUCAGACUCAUCUAAAACGACAUAUGUUGAGGCACACAGGAGAGAAGCCUCAUAAGUGUUUGGCUUGUGGGAAGACAUUUCAACGGAAAAACACAUUGAGGAAACAUCAGCAAGAUUCGUGUUCUUAGUUCUUGGCUUUUACACACUGCCUUCUGAGAUGCAGACUCAGUCAUACUUUUUUCGCUCAACAUUGACAACAUUUAGUUGAUAACAUUAAUGGCUUGCAAUUGGCUCUAGGUUCUAGUCAACAGACAAAUAGGCAUCCAUCUUUUGCUACUCUCCCUUUUUGCAUAUUUGUAAUAUCUAGCAGUUUUGUGUGUGUAUGUAUAUAUAUAUAUAUAU
Salvelinus namaycush (lake trout) is the source of this 3479-nucleotide messenger RNA. RefSeq names its product zinc finger protein 26-like. Bases 62 to 3265 code for a protein of 1067 amino acids. The record is from RefSeq and is a predicted model, not a curated record. Gene Ontology annotation, cellular component: shelterin complex. The transcript is spliced from 7 exons. NCBI's taxonomy places the organism in Eukaryota, Metazoa, Chordata, Actinopteri, Salmoniformes, Salmonidae. Gene Ontology annotation, biological process: regulation of telomere maintenance via telomere lengthening; telomere capping. Gene Ontology annotation, molecular function: telomeric repeat DNA binding.